GGAAACGGAGGAGCAAUGCGCUUCUCAGGAAGCGAAGGAGCGACGCGCUUCCCAGGAAGCCGAGGGAGCAAUGCGCUUCUCAGGAUGCGAAGGAGAAAUGUGCUUCCCAGGAAACGAAGGAGCAAUGCGCUUCUCAGGAAGCGAAGGAGCAAUGCGCUUCCCAUGAAGCCGAGGAGUGAUGCGCUUCUCAGGAAGCGAAGGAGCAUGCGCUUCCCAGAAAGCCAAAGGAGAGAUUUGCUUCCCAGGAAGUCGGAGACUUCACUUCCCAUAAAGCCAAUGACUAAUGCGCUUUCCAGGAAAUCGAAGACUAAAGCGCUUCCCAGGAAGCCGAAGGACUAAUGCGCCUCCUUGGAAGCGAAGGAGCGAUGCGCUUCUCCAGAAGCAGAAGCACACCCCAGUGAGCCGAAGAAACACUAAACAAGAGCGUCUUGAGUUAAAACUCUCAAGCCGUGGGGGCCACCCUACCUAGGUCGCAAUUAUGGUCUACUAGCGCUAACAACAAUGGACUAGCGAAGGAACUCUUAACGACUUGAGAGCUUUAGUUCAAGACAUCGAAAGAUAAGCAAGGGGCAGAGGAAAUGAUCACGCAACUCGCACUAGGGGCAAACCACAUCAUACGGAUUCGCAAGUAAGGCAAAUUAAUACACGAUUAACGCAUUAUAUUACUCCUUUCAUUCUUACAGAAUACAAGAAGUAAAGGGGC
Molecule: messenger RNA, 703 nt
Organism: Linum trigynum
Lineage: Eukaryota; Viridiplantae; Streptophyta; Magnoliopsida; Malpighiales; Linaceae
Source: the annotation of a GenBank genome assembly